UAGUAUUGUCGUGACUCAAACACAGCUAUACCCGCUGUGACAAGCUCUUGUGUAUAAUAGACACACUUUUUAAAACACUUAUGUCGAGUCACGACGCUUCUGAGAGCGAAGACUGCCUUUUCUGUCAAGUAGCGAACAACCAGAGUGAUACAGAAAUCCUGCUGAGUGAUGGUGAGCUGGUUUGCUUUCGUGACGUGAAGCCUGGUGCCACACAUCAUUACCUUGUUAUACCCAGGAUGCACAUUGACAACUGCACAAUUCUCCAGAGGGACAACAUACCUUUAGUGGAGCGGAUGGAAGACAUGGGAAGGAGGAUACUGGAGAAGCAUAAAGUCAGCGACUUCAAAGAUGUCAGGAUGGGGUUUCAUCUGCCUCCUUUCACAUCUGUUCCCCACCUUCACCUCCAUGCUUUGGCUCCAGCCAGCAAGAUGAACCUCAAAGCACAGCUUAAAUAUGGGCCGCAGUCAUGCUGGUUCAUCACAGUAGACAAAGUGCUCUCUCAGUUGAGGAUUCACAACAAGGUCAAAUGAAAAGAUGCAACGUGUCUAAAGGUGC
Messenger RNA from Scomber scombrus (Atlantic mackerel), 555 nucleotides. RefSeq names its product adenosine 5'-monophosphoramidase HINT3-like. The record is from RefSeq and is a predicted model, not a curated record. NCBI's taxonomy places the organism in Eukaryota, Metazoa, Chordata, Actinopteri, Scombriformes, Scombridae. The transcript is spliced from 5 exons. Gene Ontology annotation, molecular function: catalytic activity. Bases 81 to 530 code for a protein of 149 amino acids.